AUGGCCGUACUGCCUCCACCGCCGCCGGUUACUGAACAACAAAAACCUACCUCACAACUUCUUGUCAUUGUGACGGGCGCUGACAGCGGAAUGGGCAGGGCAAUCGUUGAGGUGGCCGCCUUUCGCAUGAGGGCAAAGGUCAUCUUCACGGUACAAAAGAAAGAAAACGGUCAAUCGCUGGUGGAUGAAAUUUGCAUGAAAAAUCCUACCGUUGUACAACGGCAAAACUUGAUCUCGUUGAGGCUUGAUCUUGCUUCAUCUGAUUCGGUUCGCCUCUGUGCGGCGGCUAUUUCAACUCACUGUACGGCAGCGUGCAGCGUACGGCUGAUCAACAACGCCGGCGUGCUUUGGACAAACAACAACAGCAACAACAUUAUCAAGCAAGGAAGCGUUUCUGGCGUCGACUACCACUUUCAAGUGAACUACCUCGGCCACUUUCUGCUGACCAGCCUUUUGAUGCCAUGUCUGCUGAGGGCCAGAUCAGCUCGAGUGGUGAACGUCAGCUCCGUGGCUUACCUUCUUGGCUAUCCUCUCUUUGAUGAAACUUCUGAAAACAAUGAAACCAGCCCGAAACUGAACCAGUUCUACGUUCCGCCAGACAAGCCACUGAAGCAGCUAAAAGCGUACGGUCGCAGCAAGUUGGCCAUUCUCCUCAGCACACGGCUAUGGGCGGAGAAGAUGAAAUCACUGGGAAACACUGAUAAAGAGGGCCCUAAAGUUCAGUUUUACGCCGUCCACCCGGGCGGCACUCGAACGGCCAUGAUCCUCAGCUCGCCCCUCUCUCGGGUCCUGGUCCGUCUGCUGGGCCGACCGACGAUGCUCAGUCCGAUGAUGGGCGCCCAGACAACGUUACACUGCGCCUUUAGCGAAGAGGUGGCCACUCAAUCAGGAUUUUACUACGAGUAA
Messenger RNA from Rhagoletis zephyria (snowberry fruit fly), 906 nucleotides. The record is from RefSeq and is a predicted model, not a curated record. Lineage: Eukaryota; Metazoa; Arthropoda; Insecta; Diptera; Tephritidae.